AUCCAGAGCGCCUUGCGCCAGCGGCUGGGCCCAGAGUACAUCAGUAGCCGCAUGGCUGGUGGAGGCCAGAAGCUGGACCCCAUGGCCUCCUCAUACUAAUAAGUAGGCACUCUACCUCUGAGCUACAGCCCUAGACCCUGACUUAAAUUUCUGUAUGUUUUUGAUUUUUCAUAAAAUAUGUUAACAAGAGAUUUGUACUUUUUUAGAAAUUCUUGGUUCUGAAACUGUUAGGUAAGCCAAUAUCUCUCUUCUCUGGGGCUACUUCCUCCCCUCAGAUAGGCCAUUAUGCUAGCUAGUUGUGUCUAGAAGGUCUUUGAAAUACAUUCAUUGAGUAUUUCCCUAUAAUUAAACAGUAUUAUCAAAACACAUAAAGAAUAAAUGAAGUAAAUUUUAUUCAUAGUUAAAUAUGCCAAGGAAUUUUAACAUAGCUGUAUUUAAAAUUUUUUUCUAGGUGUGUUACAUUGAGGGUCACAAGGUCAUUAAUCUGGCCAAUGAGAUGUUUGGGUACAACGGCUGGGCUCACUCUGUCACGCAGCAGAAUGUGGGUAUGUGGCUGCGUCGGGGCUGCUCCACUCCCGGCUUCAGCAUGUAGCUCUGCUCACAGACUGGGUGGACGGGGAUGGAACUAGGAGGAUUGGUUGCCUUCAGGAGACACGGGGAUCAUUGUCUUCAACUAGUUCUCUUUACACUUCUAGACUUUAUUGACCUCAACAAUGGCAAGUUCUACGUGGGAGUCUGUGCGUUUGUGAGGGUGCAGUUGAAGGAUGGCUCCUAUCAUGAAGAUGUAGGCUAUGGCGUUAGCGAGGGCCUCAAGUCGAAGGCCCUGUCCCUGGAAAAGGCCAGGAAGGAGGCGGUGACAGAUGGCCUGAAGCGGGCUCUCAGAAGUUUUGGGAAUGCACUAGGAAACUGUAUUCUGGACAAAGACUAUCUGAGAUCAUUGAAUAAGCUUCCACGCCAGCUGCCUCGUGAAGUGGAUUUAACUAAAGCAAAGAGACAGGACUUUGAACCAUCUGUGGAACAGGCAAGAUACAACAGCUGUCAGCCAAACAUGGCUCUGGGACCCCUGAAGCCACAGGAGGUGACCUCCCCUUGCAGAGGAAGCCACAUGGGUGACCCUCACAUUGAGCUACAAGGAGAUAAGGCCAGCAGCUCCCGAAGCCUGACCUUGUCCACUGUGGAGAGUGACGCCACUUACCAGCGGAAGCUCCGGCAAAAGCAGCUGCAGCAGCAGUUCCGGGAGCAGAUGGAGAAGCAGCCAAAGGUUCAGACACUUGCUCCAGCUCCAGUAGAAAAGCAGAAUGAAGAGAAUCCUGAAGACAACCUUGAAAUGUGGGAUCUGACUCCAGACUUAGAGGAUAUCGUGAAGCCUUUGUCUAAACCAGAACCACUUCAGGCCUCUGCCACCCCAGUCCUGAACCAACAGAUCCCACACAGUCUUUGCUGUCAGAAGCCACAAGAAAAGUCUGGACCUUGGCAUCCCCAAGUUUACACCACUAACCAGCACUUAUCAGGAAAUUGUGAAUCUCAUAGGAAGAGCCAGGACAUGAAGAAAAGGAAAUUGGAUCCACCUUAACCUGAGGCCCUGGAUAUCAUUAGACUCUCAGAAAUGGACUUUGGAAAACUGCUUUUUGGUCAUGAAAUUGUUCAUCAUUCCUGGGGAAUGAAUGUUAUCUCCAAUUCACUGUGAACCUCAUCAGGACCCGUGAGACCGAUUGCAGAGAAAGCCAAGCACUUUACAUCCAGCUUGUCACACAGUGGUGAGGAGCUCAGACAAAUGAAAUAACUUUCCUUUGGCUCUUGAGGUUUUUCAUUGUUUACUCCUAAUCUAUUAUAUUAAUAAAAAUAGACAUUUUUAGGAAUUGCCAAUGACUGCCUGCCCUCAGACCAUUCAGGUGUUCUUAGUCCUAAGCACCCUUCAACAGCUGCCUACGUUAAGCUGUUGAGCAGUCUCCUUUUGGGCCCCACAGUUCUAAGGCUGUCCACAGAUCUUAGGCCAGGGAUUUAGCUCAGUGGUUCUGCUGCCUGCCUCACAAAGUGCAAGGACCCGAGUUCAAUCACCAGUACAAAAAACAAAAAAAAAAACAAAAGAAAAAGAACAAGGCUCUAGUGGUUCUUCUUACUACUCUGCAACUUUGUACAACAAUCAAGGCUACAACCCCCAUCUAAUACAGCAGUCCCCCCUGCCACCGCCUCCCAGUCUAUGGGCAUAUCCAAAAUGGAGUGUUACUACCGAGUCUGCUCUGGGGCCAUUUAGUAAGAUAAAGUUUACCUGAACUGCAAAAAGUCGAUCUGAUAACUGGGAAUGCUGCUAAAAGUUGACUGAGGGGCAGAUGUUGUGUAUCAUGUGGAUGUACUGAACAAGGCAUGACUCAUGACCUGGGCAGGAUGGUGUCAAUUUCAUUACACUGAAUGGAGUGCGAAUUAAGGAUGAAUUAUUUCUGGCAAAAACCUUGGAAAACUAAACAUGGAUUGGGAAGUACAUCUCUCAUUUAUGAGUUUAUGACAUUACAAUCUUGCAUUCUUUCAAGGUUAUUAUUUUUUCCAAAGAAAUAAUGGUCUAAGAUGAGUGAAAAGGCAUUUUGAGAAAGCAAAUUCUUAUUAGCAAAAUAAAAUAGCCAUUUUUAUUUCAGAUUAUGACUUACCCUACCAUAAACUGAUUUCUCACAGUGUUUAUGUUUCAUAAUUUUCAAAUAUGAGUUUGAAAAUUUUCUCUUAAGUGCAUUUUGGACUCUGUUGUGUCUAAUGCUGAAUUAGUGACAUAACUUUCUGGAUCACAGACCCAUUGUGGGAAGCUGUGACCAGCAUCCUUAAAGUACUGGAAGGUAGCCAACCUUUUGUUCUUUUGCGAGAUGAAGCAGCAGCUUGCCCUGUUUCCCUGUCUUCUGAAAGCUUUAACCUUACCUACUGUGUUACACAGAUUUGGUCACAUAUUCAUCCUUUCAUUUUGAUAUCCUUACCAUUUUUCUCAGCAAAACUAAUCAGCAGUAAAAUCUUAAGUUCAGGUCAAAACUGCUGACAAAAAUCUUCCUGGGGAAGAGGUGGUAUACAGCUGUGUGGUAGAGCACUUACCUGGCCCUGGUUUAAUUCCUAGCACCAUUUAAAAAAAAAAAUUCCUGGGGAAUUAGGAAUCCAGUUAUGAACAGUGCACAUCUCAAAACAAAGCAAAUGAGAACUUGAAAAAAGCAUUUGCUGGAAAUGAAACCCCACAGCUCAACAAAAGCAAGUUUGGUUUAUUUGAACGUUUCAUUAAAUAAGUCUACAAAGGUAAGAAACUGAAGCACAAAGCGCAGUCUUACAAGAAGCGCAACACCCAGAGUUAGUGCAAAAUGUACAAUUAACGGCUGCUGGGAUACCCCCAAGAUUUGACUUGUUUAUUUUUUUUAAACAGUGUACAUUGUUAAAUAAUGUAAGGAAAACAUUUAUAAUUCAGAAAGUUCUUUUUAAUGUGGAAAAGAUACUCAAAAUGUACUAUUAACACAAAAAUAAUUUAAACAGUUCAGUAGCACUAGUUCGUUUCUCUAGGCUUCAGUUGUUUCAUCCACAGGAGGGGGAAAAAUCAACAGUAAACAAAACCAGUUCUUAUUUUUGUGUAUGAAUGAAAAGACCUCUAAAUUACUAAACCAAAGUAACAAAACAGUAACGUGGUAUAUUUGGUUCCCUCAUUCCUCUGGUGGAAAGUACUGUUUCGUUCACCGCAGGUGAUCUUUUCUAAUUUACGUGGCACCCAUCCAUACUCAUCCUUGCCAUAAGAAUGGUAAGCAGAGAAUAAAUCAGUCAACACUUUUGAAGCAGGGCUUAAAACCCCUGUCCUUUUCAUUUCUACCUGCCGAAAAUCUCCAGCAUUCAUUUGUGUCUCUAGGGCCUAGGCCAACUUAAUGAAGAAAACAGGGACCAUAAAGGAACGAAUAGGAUUCAGG
Messenger RNA from Fukomys damarensis (Damara mole-rat), 3917 nucleotides. RefSeq names its product RAD52 homolog, DNA repair protein (gene Rad52). Gene Ontology annotation, biological process: double-strand break repair via homologous recombination; mitotic recombination; double-strand break repair via single-strand annealing. Gene Ontology annotation, cellular component: nucleus. The transcript is spliced from 8 exons. Lineage: Eukaryota; Metazoa; Chordata; Mammalia; Rodentia; Bathyergidae. The record is from RefSeq and is a predicted model, not a curated record. Bases 620 to 1573 code for a protein of 317 amino acids.